Molecule: messenger RNA, 1208 nt
Organism: Lathyrus oleraceus (garden pea)
Lineage: Eukaryota; Viridiplantae; Streptophyta; Magnoliopsida; Fabales; Fabaceae
Product: aldo-keto reductase family 4 member C10
Exons: 8
Coding region: 129-1073 (314 amino acids)
Molecular function (GO): oxidoreductase activity
Source: RefSeq, a predicted model, not a curated record
GAUACCGGACUAUGCUAUUUUGCCUGAAAAUAAGUUGAAGUACAUCAAAACCUGAAUUUGAAUGUUUGUUGGUGAUCUCUCUGGUUUGAUUCUGAGUUUUCGGUUUGGUUACAUUAUCACAGUAGAAAAUGGCAAUCGAGGAUCUGAGAUGCUUCGAGUUGAACACUGGCGCUAAGAUUCCUUCUGUUGGUUUAGGCACUUGGCUUGCUGCUCCUGGCGUUGUUUACGAUGCUAUUUCCACCGCUGUCAAUGUUGGAUAUCGGCAUAUAGAUUGUGCUCAAAUUUAUGGCAAUGAAAAAGAGAUUGGUGAUGCCUUGAAAAAGUUGUUUGCUAAUGGAGUAGUUAAGCGUGAAGAGUUGUGGAUCACAUCCAAGCUAUGGUGUACGGAUCACUUGCCAGAAGACGUUCCUAAGGCAUUUGAUAGAACCUUAUGUGAUUUGCAGCUCGACUACCUUGAUCUCUACCUUAUUCACUGGCCAGUCAGCAUGAAAAACGGACGUCUUACCAAACCUGACAUACCAAGCACAUGGAAAGCAAUGGAAGCACUCUAUGAUUCGGGAAAGGCUCGAGCUAUAGGAGUCAGCAAUUUCUCUGUAAAGAAGCUUCAGGGUCUUUUGGAUGUUGCGCGUGUUCCUCCAGCUGUUAACCAAGUGGAAUUGCAUCCUUCGUUGCAGCAGCCAAAUUUACAUGCUUUCUGUAAAUCCAAAGGAGUGCAUUUAUCUGGUUAUUCUCCACUAGGUAAAGGAGUUGAGAGUAAUAUUCUUAAAAAUCCAGUUCUGCACACGACGGCCGAGAAGUUAGGGAAGACUCCGGCCCAAAUAGCCCUCAGAUGGGGACUACAGAUGGGUCACAGUAUACUUCCAAAGAGCACAAAUACUGCACGGAUCAAAGAAAACAUCGAUCUGUUUGACUGGUCUAUUCCAGAAGAUUUGCUAGUCAACUUCAACAAAUUUGAGCAGGAAAGAAUAGUUCCUGCAGAACAAUUUGUUAGCCAGGCAUCUCCUGGGUACAAAACCAUUGAAGAACUUUGGGAUGACUGGAGUUCCAAGAUGAAGAAUCAAUCUCCAAGAUGAAGAAUCAAUCGUUGGAGUUGGUCUAAGGGCUCGUUUGUUUUUUAAAUGAUUUUUAUAGUGUAUCAUAAUUUUGUGUAAAAAAAAUUUAUAAGUUUUUUAUUUAUAAAAGUUUCAAAUAAAAAUUUGGUUUGAAUA